AUGCCCCGCCAUCUCAACACGCCAGCCCCCGGACCUUCCAACGCCUACGUGGACAUGCCGCCGUGGGCGUCUCCCGGAGCCGCGAGCGACUGGUCACCCGCAGGGGCCGGAGCCUAUGGUGCAGGAGGUGCAGGAGGCGGAGGCUGGGGUGCUCCCGACGAAGGCGGCGCUCCUGGCGGCUGGGAAGAUUGGAACGCGACCACCGGUGCAGGGAAUAAUGACCCAUGGGCGACAGGUCCGGCAAGCCCACCAAACGCUCCUCCAGGAGGCUUUGGUGGCUGGAACGCUCCUCAAGCCCCAGGACCCGACAUGGAUCCCAUGCCCGACUCCUACUUCGCUCCCCGGAACGCGCCGCCUCCUUCCUCCCCAUGGCACCCAAGCGCUGGUCAAACGCCUGGCCCGACAUGGGGCAACCUCCCCGGGACGGGCUCGCCUUACCCUAGCUGGUCCUCCUCGCAGACGCCGCCCUCGCGUGGGCUAACCACUCCACAAACCCCGGCUAGUGCCCUCGACCAGCCUACGUUAGGCCGUUCGUUCUUCGGUGGCCUAGGUCGCUCAGCCUCGCAAACCCAGCCCAAACCACGUCAUAACAAGCGAAGUAACUCGAUUGACGUACACCGUAGCGUGUCCGACGCGCUCCCGCAUUACCGGAAUGGGUGGAAGCCCACAGAGGGCUAUGGCCCUCUUGAACCCGCGCGACGUCCGCGCGAAUGGCGCCCCGAAUACACUGUGCGACCCAGCUUCGCCUCGUAUAUACCUCGGGGCCGCCGGGAUACUGUUGUCGACGACUUUACCGAUCCCGUGCGGCGCAAGCUUUCGUACCUCCUCGCAUACGCGUCCCCUCCACCCGUCUUCUGGGACAUCCGCUACGACCCCGAAUACGUCAACUGCCUGAACUUCCCUUGCUUGAGACGACAACACAACGAAAUCGACUUCUUUCAAAUUGCCUCCGAACCUCCCGUUGAGCGCAUGCGCCUCGUCCAUCACCGCCUCCCUUGGUACAUCGAGAUUCUGCAGAGCCAGCCUAACGGUAUCACUGUGGGCGAUAUCAUCACUCAGAUGUACGCCCAGUUGUCCAUGAGCAUACUGGCGAAGGACUAUUGGAACGAGGAGAUGACCGAAGCCGACCGGGAGAAGAUCACGGUCGCAUAUCGGAAACGAUGUAAGGACGACGAGCAAGAACUCGGGAAGGGGGUGAAGAGGGUCGACUACCUCGGAGAGCGGGUCAUCUUCGAGGGUCUGCACAAGAAAGGCGGAAUUUGGGAGAUCAAGUUGAAGAAGAAGCACGAAUGA
Molecule: messenger RNA, 1293 nt
Organism: Schizophyllum commune H4-8
Lineage: Eukaryota; Fungi; Basidiomycota; Agaricomycetes; Agaricales; Schizophyllaceae
Exons: 2
Coding region: 1-1293 (430 amino acids)
Source: RefSeq, a predicted model, not a curated record